This is a messenger RNA of Sparassis crispa, 993 nucleotides long. RefSeq names its product Transcription initiation factor IIF subunit beta. Bases 1 to 993 code for a protein of 330 amino acids. Gene Ontology annotation, biological process: transcription by RNA polymerase II; transcription initiation at RNA polymerase II promoter. Gene Ontology annotation, cellular component: transcription factor TFIIF complex. Lineage: Eukaryota; Fungi; Basidiomycota; Agaricomycetes; Polyporales; Sparassidaceae. The record is from RefSeq and is a predicted model, not a curated record. The transcript has 4 exons.
AUGGAGGACUCGAUGGAAGAGGAGCCUAAGCAGUUUGAUGCAGUGCACGGCGUCAACGACGAAGAUUCGCAGCCAGAUCCAGACGAGCCGCUCCUGUCCCCGACAGACGGAUACGGGAGAGUUUGGGUAGUGAAGAUACCAAAGUUCCUGCUAGAACGCUGGUCAAACAUCGAUGAGGAGGGCAUCGAGCUCGCUACCAUCCGUGUCUACAAUGAAGCCAAGUCUUCUUCCGGAAAAAAGCCCCGCAUUGUGCUGCUUCUCCCGCCGACCGAGGAAAACCCCGGCGGGGACGAGUACGAGCUGGACAUGGUCAAUGAUGCCGUCGAGAACCAGAUCGUGGUCGCGGAGCGUGAGAAGGAGCCAGGUUCGGCGAGCCGCGCGCGUACGACGAUGCUCACAGGAAUAGUACAACACGAGUGCAAUCUGCGGCCAGUGUUCUCAGACAGGUAUAGGCGGCGUCUGAAGGAGCGGACGAUUGCUGCGAACAGGCCAGCGCGGCAAAUCAUGCGUAUCGAGGACGCACAUCCGGGCGGACGUGGUGGAAUCAAUAUGCUUACAAGCGGAAUGGCCCACACCACGCCGUUUAAUAUUGUCAAAGGAAAGCCGAAGCCAGCAAAGGGCCAGUUCGAGCGCAUGGCGCGGAUGCCCCGCAAUCAGCUGCUGGACGAGCUGUUCCGCGCAUUUCAAGAGCGCGAACACUGGCCCAUCAAGGUGUUACGGGACCGCACGCAGCAGCCCGAGGCGUAUCUCAAAGAAGUGCUCAGCGAAAUUGCGUUCCUCCAUCGCAGUGGAGAGCACAACGGCAGCUGGGAGCUAUUGGCGAAUUACAAGGGCGAAGGAAUCAAGGCAGAAAAUGUGCCAGGCCCCAGCUAUGCGCCUGCAUAUGGCAAUGGGGUUCCAGGAGUGGAGAUGGAAGAAAUGAAGCUGGAAGGCGAGGACGACGACGAUGACGAUGAAGACGAAGACGAUGAUGAUAUGGAGGAAGUUUCAUGA